This is a messenger RNA of Anastrepha obliqua, 462 nucleotides long. RefSeq lists its product as uncharacterized. NCBI's taxonomy places the organism in Eukaryota, Metazoa, Arthropoda, Insecta, Diptera, Tephritidae. The record is from RefSeq and is a predicted model, not a curated record. The transcript has a single exon. Bases 1 to 462 code for a protein of 153 amino acids.
AUGUCGCUAGAUCCAAUCGAGUUGGAGUGCCGACUCGACAUAUUGAACUCCCACAGUGAAAAACUCAUGAAAUGUCAGUCGAAAAUUCAGGAAAUCGACGAAGAAGACAUUGCCCGUGGAGACUUAGAGGACUUAAUUGUAGAAACAAAGUCCAUUAUAAAGUCCAUUCUGGCGAGAAAUAAGUCGCAAAUUGCCGAAACAUCUUUUAUUGCACCUCACAGCUCGCGACUACCAAAAAUGUCGUUACCUACAUUCAAAGGAGAAUAUUCCGAAUUUAAAAACGUUAUGAGUCUGUUUGAGAGUUUGGUGCACAAUGAUCCCACAAUCCCGGAUAUUGAAAAAUUUAAUCAUUUAGUUUCAUGUCGAUCCGGUGAAGCCUUAGGCACAGUGAAGUCCUUCGUGUAUGCAAAUGCCGGAAGAAAAUUAUCCAAAGGCGUUGGCAAGUUUGAGAAAGGUAUAUGA